AAAAGAAAAAGAAGGUGAACGAAAAAAGUUAAAGUACACUUCAUCAGCACCCCAUUUUCCUUGUCUUUUCCCUUCUUUCCAUCUAAGCCCUUUGGCCCCUUUUCCACGUUAUCUUUCCCCUUUGAUAAAUUCUAGCAAGUUUCUUUUUCUCCUUGCCCUUUCUCUUGCACAGAUAAAAUCUAUAAGACCAUUACCCUUUCUUGCUUGUAUAUUACUAGUCAUUGUUUACAAACACAAUCUCACCCCUUUAUUUUCAGAUGAGGAGAGCGUAGCAUAUACAUUUCUCUAUGUUUGGUUGCUGUAGCUGCUCCAGUUAUGGUUUUGUAACCUCUCUAAGUUCAAUUCUUUUGUUGUUAGUGGUAAUAUUCUAUUAUUCAUAACCUAUUUUUAUCCUAUAACAAUGACUUACCAUAGAAGGAGAAAAUAGAAACCAUGUUUAUAAAAUUUACUUAUAUGUUAGUACAUAUAAUAUACUGUUCCUAAGUCCUAACUUCUAAGAUUUUCUCUUCUCCCAUCAUGGCUUCUCUAGGCAACCCAAAAACUUGGGUUCCAUACAUGAACAACAAAGACUGUUCACAAGGAUUUUGUAGCUUGUAUUGUCCACAGUGGUGCUAUGUAAUCUACCCUCCUCCUCCUCCUCCCUUUGAAUUUCCCAGUGAUGAUUCAAGUCCAAAUUUCUCACCUCUAGUUAUUGCAGUCAUUGGAGUCUUAGCCAGUGCUUUUCUUCUAGUGAGCUACUACACCAUAAUAUCCAAGUACUGUGGCAACAGAGAAUCUUCACAAAGCGAAGAGCACGAAGAAAACGUUGAAUUGGAAGAAGAUGAUCACAACCCUUCACACCACGAGCCUUGGCAUGCUUCAACAAUUGGCUUGGAUGAGGCUUUGAUAAAGUCCAUAACAGCUUGCAAGUACAAGAAAGGUGAUGGAUUGGUUGAGGUAACAGAUUGCUCCGUUUGUCUCAGCGAGUUUCGAGAUGAUGAAAGUGUUAGGCUCUUGCCAAAAUGCAGCCACGCUUUUCAUCUUCCUUGCAUUGACACAUGGCUGAAAUCUCACUCUAGUUGCCCUCUAUGCCGUGCUAGCAUAUUCACCUUCAAUGCUGCAGCAGCACUUCAUGUUGCUGCGACGGUCACGGAACCAACUUCAAGAAACGAUACCACUUCAGGAAACAGACAUGCAGAUGAUGAAAACGUUGUUGCUGUUGCAGGGGACAGUGAAUCGGAUGCUGUUGAAGGAGAAUCAGUCACACUCUCACAUGGUGGAGCGGUUUCAAAGAGUGCAUUGCGUGUUUUGAGUGAUCUAGGAAACUUGAGAGGGAGGCAUAGUGUAAUUGAGAUUAGAGAUGAAGGGUAUGAUUCCAUUAGAAGGACGGUUUCAAUGGACCAUUCGUUUCAAAGGGGUAGUGGUCUUUCAAUUGCUGAUGUUCUGCAUGUGAAUCAAGAGCAUGAAGGGUGUUCUAAUGGGGCUGGUCCUUCAAAGAAUUCAAGAGGUGAAAGUAGCAAGUCUAGCUACAGGAGAAGGGUUUUGCAUUGUGUUUUGAGUCCAAUUGCAAUGAAAAGAUCAUUUUCUAGUGGAAGGUUCUCCCUUAGCAGAAAUGGCAGAGGAAAGCAAUGGGUUCUGCCUGUCUGAGGAAUAACUUAGUGAUCUUUUCCAUUUCCUUUUUUUUUUCUAUCCUCUUUCCUAUGAUGAUGAAGAUCUAUAGGUUGACCAAAUUUUUUAGUGAAGAUUUUAUGUUAAAUAUAAUUGAAUCUUUAUGUGCUAUAUUAAUCGGUGUGAUGUUAGCAGUAACUGAAAUCAAAACUUUUUUUCUUUUCA
This is a messenger RNA of Glycine soja, 1812 nucleotides long. RefSeq names its product RING-H2 finger protein ATL52-like. The record is from RefSeq and is a predicted model, not a curated record. Gene Ontology annotation, molecular function: transferase activity. Gene Ontology annotation, biological process: protein ubiquitination. NCBI's taxonomy places the organism in Eukaryota, Viridiplantae, Streptophyta, Magnoliopsida, Fabales, Fabaceae. Bases 517 to 1626 code for a protein of 369 amino acids. The transcript has a single exon.